Molecule: messenger RNA, 5384 nt
Organism: Loxodonta africana (African savanna elephant)
Lineage: Eukaryota; Metazoa; Chordata; Mammalia; Proboscidea; Elephantidae
Gene: TSSK1B
Product: testis specific serine kinase 1B
Exons: 1
Coding region: 2207-3307 (366 amino acids)
Biological process (GO): protein phosphorylation; intracellular signal transduction
Cellular component (GO): cytoplasm
Molecular function (GO): ATP binding; protein serine/threonine kinase activity
Source: RefSeq, a predicted model, not a curated record
CAGAGCGUGAAGGGAAAGGGGCGGGACGCGGAGGGAGUCACGAGGGCGGUGGAUGAACCGGGACCCUGGGACGGGAAGAUCUUCGCACCUUGCACACCUGCAGGUCCAGUCAGCAGCCCAAGGGUGCGCCCUAAACCAAAAAAUCCGUUACCAUCAGGUCGAUUCUGAUAGCGACCCUAAAGAACAGAGUUGAACUGCCCCAUAGAGUUUCCAAAGCUGUAAUCUAUAUGCAAGCAGACUGCAUCAUUCUCCCGUGGAACAGCUCUAACAGACUUUUAUUAGCAAGGGAGCACUUAACCACUGCGCCACCAGGGCUCCUUGGGUAUGCCCUAGAGUGGUCGUUCUAAGUCCAAACCGCUACAGAGGGAGGAGGCAAGCUGGAGGGCCUGGGCUAUCGUUAAGGAGGUUGAGGGUUGGGUGAGGAGGGUAAACCCUGACAGGCAAGUGCGGCUUCACAGCCACACACAACUCAAAAUGUUGCAAACAGAUGAGGAAAUAGCCUAAAAGAAUUGAAUCAAAACAAGAAAAGUUACCAGAUCCUAAAGACACUAGUGCAAAGCUGGCCUCUGGAGAAAGGGUCCUGCUACCACAAACCAAAUCUGCAUGGAGGAAAGCCCCGUGUCUUGAGCAGCUGCUGGGACAGGGAUGACAGCUGAAUGGCUCUGGAAACAGUGCUCCUAGUGCAGGUCUCACACCUGUCAUCAGUAACAAGGUGAAUGUGGAAGGGCAGCUGCAGAUGGGGGUGUCCUCAGCAAGACCACCAGCCAUGUGUGAAAGGCCUGCCAGAGGGUGUCAGUGCUGGGGAAGAAGGGUUGCUGAGAAAGGGGGAAGGGCCAAGGUUGGUGGGGACCUGGCACACCCCAGCCCAGCAGACUUCCACCCCACUGCCCAGAAGCAGCCCUCCCAUGCCCCUUACACAGUUGGGGGCAGCUGAGAGAGGGGUGCCCAUUCAACCUGGGUGGGUAAGGCCACAGUCGAACACCACGUGAGGCCUGGAGCAUGCGGUGGACAAAGGACCUAUCCCAGCAGAGGGGCCCCACUGCCCAAGGAAACAAUGUCCCCUGCCCAGUGCUGCCCUUGUUGUUUGUACCUUCAAAGUACAUACCCAGGAGCAGCUGCUGGCACCCAGAGCAGGAUCCAGUCCCAGCCUUCUGACCCGGCCUGCUCUAGGAGCCCAGCCAGGGAAAUGGGCUGGGCAGGGCCUGCAAGGGGCCUGAAAAGCCAGGAGCAGAAGUUCCCAUCAGUUGUCCCCCACAGAGCCACUGCCAGAGAAGCAGGCCCACAGAGCUUCAGACGAGGAACAAGCAGCACAGGAAGGUGGAAAGUCCAGCCACAAAAUUCAGGGAGAGAGCAAUCCUGGCUUCUUCCUACAGCAGCAGCUACUGCUGGGCCUCCUGAUUCACCUCCACACUCUAUACCCUGCUGGGAGGCUGCCUGUGUGGGCCGGCCACGUGGGAUCCCCAGCAGGAAGGUGGAGGCAAAAGAGGUCAAGGAACUGCUCCCCCUUUGUCCCCCCCUUUCUUCCUCUGGGGACACUGCAGGCUGGCUUUUUCCCUCCCUCUACUGAAGAUCACUGCCUCUUUCCAGGUAGCCCAGGUUCCAGUGAUCAUUCCCUCCCUCCUUCCAUGUGGGCCAGGGGUCAUUACUAGCCUCAGGGUACUGCACUCUGCCCCCACCUUUGUAAAUAGUCCCAUUAUUAAGCCUCCUCAGAUGAUCUUAAUCUGAAUAUGUCUUCAAUUUCCUGCUGGGACCAUGACUGAUACAGCCCUGGGAUUCCUGGAAUGCCCCAAUUUGCAAUCAUCAGCCCCAUCGGUUCACAAGCAGUCCUGGCUCUGGGCCAGGGAAGCAUGGGCACACCCAUGAAUCCCCAUAGCCCCUACCUCCAAUCCCAGGCUGGCAUGAGACCACUCUCUGCAGGCUUUUGGUCCACUCCAGCACACUGCCCGGCCUUCUAGGGUUCCAAGGCCAAGCAGCACAGGCCAGAGCCUCAUUCCCCCAGGGCACUCCUCCUUUGUGACUUCACCCACUGAAGUCACCUGGGAGACAAUGCUGAAAGUUCCAACCCAGUCUUGGCCUCUAGGAGGCAGAGACAGGGCUGGGCCAGCCCAGAGGACUCUCUGUCCACAGUGUAAAUGAGGAUACUGCUGGCCCAUGUCCCGCAGGGAUGUAGAGGGCAGCCCCAGAGGCACUGGGCGCUCCCGGCACCAUGGAUGACGCCGCCGUCCUCAAACGACGAGGCUAUAUCAUGGGGAUAAAUUUGGGAGAGGGCUCAUAUGCAAAAGUCAAGUCUGCUUUCUCCGAGCGCCUGAAGUUCAAUGUGGCGGUCAAGAUCAUCGACCGCAAGAAAGCCCCCACAGACUUCUUGGAGAAAUUCCUUCCCCGGGAAAUUGAGAUUCUGGCCAUGCUAAACCACCGCUCCAUUGUCAAGACCUACGAGAUCUUCGAGACUUCUGAUGGCAAGGUCUACAUCAUCAUGGAGCUCGGGGUCCAGGGCGACCUCCUUGAGUUCAUCAAAACCCGGGGAGCCCUGCACGAGGAUGAUGCACGCAAGAAGUUCCGCCAGCUCUCCUCAGCCAUCAAAUACUGCCAUGACCUGGAUGUUGUCCACCGAGACCUCAAGUGCGAGAACCUUCUCCUAGACAAGGACUUCAACAUCAAGCUGUCUGACUUUGGCUUCUCCAAACGCUGCCUGAGGGACGACAGUGGCCGACUCACGUUGAGCAAGACCUUCUGUGGGUCCGCGGCAUAUGCAGCCCCCGAGGUGCUACAGGGCAUCCCCUACCAGCCCAAGGUGUAUGACAUCUGGAGCCUGGGCGUGAUCCUCUACAUCAUGGUCUGCGGCUCCAUGCCCUACGAUGACUCCAACAUUAAGAAGAUGCUGCGCAUCCAGAAGGAGCACCGUGUCAACUUCCCCCGCUCCAAGCACCUGACAGGUGAGUGCAAGGACCUCAUCUACCGAAUGCUUCAGCCGGACGUCAACCGGAGGCUGCACAUCGACGAGAUCCUCAGCCAUUGCUGGGUGCAGCCCAAGGCACGGGGCCUGUCCUCCGCGGCCAUCAAUAAGGAGGGGGAGAGUUCCCGGAGCACCGAGUCCCCAUGGACCCCUGAUCCCAUUUCUGACAAAAAGUCUCCCACCAAGCUGGAGCCACGGGAAGAGGCUGGGCCCAAGACAAGUCCUGAGGAAGAGUCAGUGGAAGUGUCAAGGCAGUCGGAGACCCUGGGCUUCAAUGGUGAGCGUGUGGCCAGUGAGCCUGAGGAGGGGGCUCCCCAGCCCCCACAGCAGCCUUCAGAGACGCACAGCCAGUAAGCCUCUCGGCCCAGGGCGCCAGCAGGGAAAGAAGCAGAGCUCACGGCGUCCAGUCCGAGCUCAGAAGAAACCAAGGGACAAGCCAGAAAAUGAGCACAGUCCCUGAUGAGCCACUAUUUUCAUUAGCUUUUCCUCCCUUCGUCUGCAUUCCAUAACCCACAUGGCUAAAGAAGCAAUAAAUUACAGACUAUAUUAGUGCUGAUCCGUAGGUGAAUGUCUUUACUCAGCUAAAUGCGGUCGCCCAGGGAGAGGAGCCUGGGCUGUCCCUGGCUUCCUACUCUAGGUUCGGGAAAAUACAUGCCAAUGUGUCCAGCCCAGACUGUGAUCUCAGGCCCAGGCUGCACAAGUCAGGUGGGGGCGGGAGGUCUGGAGGAGCAACUCCCAGAGCAGAGAGCUGAGAAGAAGAUGAUGCUUCCAGAGAGAGGCCCCGAGUGAAGAGUGUAGUACUGGGCAGGAGGGGACUGGAUGGUGGAUCCCCAGGAAGUGGCUUCCUAUGCCAGGGACCUCUCAAGUUGAGAGUGCUGGCUCUGCUUGCAGUUGUGGCUAACGGUCUGGGCAGCCCCACAAGGCUGCCAAUGGGGGAGGAGACAUUGCUGAGGGUAGCUGCUCCAGCCCCUCGGCCCCUUUUUAGUCCUCCAACCUGCCAGGCAGCUCAUGUUUUCUGAUCUGUCACCAUGCCAUCCCACCAGCCCAGAAGGAGGGAUGCUGCUCCGAGAUGUGUCCCUCAGUCACUAUGUGGCCCUGACUACACCUCAUUCCCCUCCAGGCCCCAAUCUGUCCACAGGGGUGAUGCCUCCCUGCCAGAGGUGGCAAGCAAUACUGGCAAGGAGAGGAAAGGACCAGCAUCCUUACCAAAGCAGCCUGGCACCUGCUGGCAGGGAAAGGGGCCCCCGGCGGCCACAGAGGGAAUGGCCUGCACGUAGCACUGUGGCUGCAGUCCCACGCAUCCUCACCUAGCCUGCCGUGCCCCUCUUCUAACUCUGUACCACACUCCAGACCACCUCUUCUGGACCUGUGGCUCUUGGCUGUCUCCUGAGGACAAGAGCCUUCACACAACUCUCCCGAAUCUGCCAUCCCCUAUCUGCAUCCCUAUUUUGGGCAGACCGCAACCCAGGGGGCUGGGAAAAGAGGUAGGUCCACUCUGGGCCUGCCCUCUGCACCUGCCAUAUCCAGUCCACCUCUCUGCCUAGCCCCUCCCUCUCCCCACAGCCCCCUAGUCUCUUCCCACAGCAACUAGAGCCCACCUCCAUCAUCCUGCUCUCAUUGCCCAUGAAGGAGCCCAACGGCUAGCCCUGGAGGUCCUCAAAGGUCUAACCUCCUGCUGUUUCCCCUCCCUCCUCUGCUGGCCUCCCAGCCCAUCCCUCACCCCCACCCCGCCGUCGUCACACUGCGCACUGGUCUGGGCAGACAUGCCCAGGCUGUGCUCAGGGGCAGAGACCCCGCCCUUUCUCAUACCCUCCCGGUCUAACUCCUGCCCAUCUCACCAGGAUCCACAAGGCCUUCUGGGAGUCCCCAGAGGUACUUGGACACACGCAUCCCAGGGCACAAGCACAAACCAGGCCCCAGGUAAUACUGGAGGAGUCAGAGCCAGCCCAGACCAUGCUACUCACCUCGUGGUCAAGCACACUGCACAGGUGGCAGCGGGGGUGGGGGCCUUCUGGAGGCCAACUUGGGGAAGUCCUGAGGAGGAGCUCAUGAAUGUCCUCCCUCUGUCACAUCCGUGCAGUUCAGCCAAGAGGCAAGCCUGGGUGGGAGGGGCCGUGGGAAAGAGCACUCGUGUACCUCCUCGGCAACCAAAUCCAUGAGGUGGGCAUCCAAUGGCUGCCUUCACGGUGAGAAGACAGCUCGGGGGGCAGGUGGCCUGCCUGAAGUCACAAGCCUGGGGUGGGGCCUGUGACCAGCUCAACCCAGGGGCUCCACCCUCAUCACCCCAGCCCCACGAGGCUGCCAGUGGGGGAAGGUCAUUGCUGAGGGCAGGUGCUCCAGCCUCUCAGCCCCUUUUCAGCCCUGCAGCUUGCCAGGCAGCUUGUGUUUUCUGAUCUGUCACCGUGCCGUUCUCCCAGCCAGCACCCAGCUC